This is a messenger RNA of Helobdella robusta, 1002 nucleotides long. RefSeq lists its product as hypothetical. The coding region runs from base 1 to 1002 and encodes 333 amino acids. NCBI's taxonomy places the organism in Eukaryota, Metazoa, Annelida, Clitellata, Rhynchobdellida, Glossiphoniidae. The transcript has 7 exons. The record is from RefSeq and is a predicted model, not a curated record.
AUGCAAAAUGAAGACUGCAAACUAUUUUUUAUUAGGGUGUUGAAUUCUGAGUUGUCAACCCAGACUCAAGUUAUCAUCUCAAAACUGAAGUCCUUGGAUGAUGCCAUUGGCCUACAAAAUAGUAAUUUCAAUGAAUUCAGGAUGAAGACGGAUAAUCUUUCGUACUCUUCCAUGAAGAUUCUGGAGGAGAAUGAAAAAGUUGCCAAGACAAGAGUUGAACAGAGUGAGCAGGAAAUAAAAAAAUAUUCAGAUGAGGUUAAAGGAAAAGUUGAAAUAUCAGAGAUUGAUUCAGAGACAGAGGGAGUUGAAAUUUCCAGACUGGGCAGAAAAAUGGAAGAUGAUCAAAAAUCUAGACCAGUUUUGAUUCAGUUUGCAAAUAUAAAUACCAAAAAUUUGCUACUUGCAGAUUGUUACAAACUUAAAAAAUCAGCAAUUUUUAAUAAAGUAAUUGUCAAUCAUGAUCUUUCCAAGGAAGAAAGAAGUAACAGCAGAAAACUUUUGGAAGAAAAAAGGAAAGAAAUAAGUGCCAAAGAGGACAUAACAAAAUGGUCAUUCAGGCUCAAAGGAAAACCAAAUACUUUGUCUAAUAAGUUUGGAGAUUUACAAUCCUUGUUGGGAAGUUUAAAAUGUACACCUGAUCUGAUUGCUUUAAUGGAGGGGUAUUCAAGUUUUGCUUCUGAGUUUUCUUAUGUUGGUAGAAGGGCACUUUUGCUGUUUUAUAAAAAGUCUUUGUUAGUUUCAAAAGUUGGUAUGGUCUCAGAAUUCAAAGAAUAUAUGACUGUGAAGCCAACAAGAUUUAGAUUUGGUCAGUCUGCAGAUAUAUUGGAUUUAGUGAUUUCAUCACAAGAGUUUGUUAAAAACGUGAAAUUUUAUUCACCUCUUGGGAGCAGCGAUCACUCAGUGGUUGAAUUUAUGAUUGCUGAGACAUCGGCAAAAAUAUUGAAAAUAAAGAUAAAUUUAAGUUGUUAUAGAGACCAACUGGCGAAAUUUCAAACGAAUUGA